GAAAAGGUCAUUCUGAGCAAGAACUGAAGCUUAAGCAUCAGCAACACCAGGGAGCAGGAGUGGGAGAACUGUGGAAACCAAACAAUGAAUAUUAAAUUUGUCAUCACUCUUCUCAUUCUUUCUCUUGCUACAAUUGUCAUUUUGGUAUUCGUUUUGUUGUUGGGAUCCAAACAAAGACCCUGUGGCCAUGGAAAUCCAACAUCUCCUCAAUUAAAACACAAUGACCAGAGCUUAGUCUUUUCAGACCUGACGCCCGAAGAGCUUACUGAAGUCAAGGAGUUCCUCAAGAAAAAAUUCCCUGUGGUGGACAUCUCCAAAGCCGACCCUAAUUCCAACUGCAUUUAUUCAGUGGUACUUCAGCUUCCCCGUAAGACAGAUGUACUGUUAUAUCUGGACAAGGGUGGACCAAAGCCUGCAAGAGAAGCUCUGGCUGUUGUUUACUUUGGAAACCAGGAGAAACCUGAAGUUAAAGAAUAUGUGGUAGGACCUAUUCCUAAUCCUUCAUACUGCAAUGAUAUCACACUGAAAAAAUACAACAAACCAAUUGCUUAUUACCGAAGACCAGUUAUCAGCAAUGAGUACAUGCAGGUAAGCAAGUUUGUCACUAUCAAGGAAUUUCCUAAAGCCAUAACCUUUCUUAAAGAAGUUUUAGGUUAUGAUGGGUCUGACAGUGACUAUUUUGGUGUUCUGACAAGCGCACCACGGGGUCUUAAGUCUGGUGACCGGAGUACUUGGUUUGGCAUUUUUUUUAACACUCAAGGCAGUGGCUUUUAUAUACACCCUACAGGGCUUGAACUCUUGGUGAAUCACAAGCACCUAGAUAUAAGCAAAUGGAGUGUUGAAAAAGUCUUCUACAAUGGUAAAUAUUUUGAAAAUCUGAAUGAAUUAGAGGUGCAGUACAAACAGAGAGAAUUGAAAGUAGUUAAAAUAGAAAGACCUCAACCUCAUGAAGAUUUUGGAUCUCUAAAACCCCAAAAAAACACUGUUACUGAUAUACCUAUGCAGUAUGAGCCGCAAGGGCCUCGUUACAGUGUCAAGAACAAUCAAGUAUUAUUUCAGCACUGGAGUAUUGCCUUUGGGGUUAAUGCAAACUCAGGACCUAGGCUUUAUGAUGUGAGAUUCAAAGGAGAAAGGAUUGUUUAUGAACUUGGCAUCCAAGAAGCAAUCUCAGUUUAUGGGUCUAAUGGACCAACUGGAAUGGUAACAAGAUACAUGGAUGGAUACUUUGGGAUUGGUCGCUUUGUUUAUCAGCUGGUUCGUGGGAUUGACUGUCCCUAUUUUGCUACCUAUGUAGACACUUAUUACUUACUUGAUUCCGAUACAUAUGUGCGUAACAAGGAUUCCAUCUGCAUAUUUGAGCUUAAUUCAGGUCUUCCUUUAAGGCGUCACUCAUCUUCACUAGGUUCUUUCUACUAUGGUGGCUUGGCCAACACUGUUCUGGUGAUUAGGUCCAUUGCAACACUGGGUAACUAUGAUUAUGUUUUUGAUUUCAUGUUUUAUCAAAAUGGAGCAAUUGAGACCAAAGUCCAUGCCACGGGGUAUAUAAGUUCAUCAUUUUACAUGGACGGCGGAAGUAAUUAUGGAAACCGCGUGGGGCCUCACACUCUGGGGACUAUUCACACACAUUUUAUCAAUUACAAAGUGGAUCUGGAUGUUGGAGGAACAAACAAUUCAGUGGUGGCUCAUGAUAUGGAGUUUGAGCCUGUUAAAGUCCCUUGGAGUUCUGAAGGGCAAAUCCAAAGAACAAGGCUCACCAAGAAAGUACUGGAGAAUGAGAAUCAGACGGCGUUUGAAUUGCACGCAAGCAUGCCUCGGUAUAUUCAGUUUGCAAGUGACAAGAAAAACAAAUGGGACCAUGAACGUUCUUAUAGGAUCCAGAUGGUCAGUUUUGCCGGGGAUUUCCUGCCAGAGAUGAGUCCUAUCCACAAUGCAAUGAACUGGGCCAAGUACAAACUGGCGGUUACUAAGCGCAAGGAUGAAGAACCUCAAAGCAGCAGUAUCUACAACCAAAAUGAUCCCUGGUCUCCAACUGUUAAGUUUUCUAGCUUUAUAAAUAAUGAAAACAUCAAAGAUCAGGAUUUGGUAGCCUGGAUCACAGCUGGGUUCUUACACAUACCUCAUGCUGAGGACAUCCCCAACACAGUGACAGCAGGAAACGGGGUUGGCUUCUUCCUCCGGCCCUACAAUUACUUUAAUGAAGACCCAUCAGUCCACUCACACGAUGCUGUCUACUUCCAGCCUCAUGAAAGCUACAACUCAUGCAGUACCAACCCACUAGCCUGUCUACGAGACACUGCAUCAUGUGCCCCUCAACUACCCGAAUUUUCCUAUAAUGGGUUUGAUAAUACCUUUGUUGCAAUAUAAUUACGCUGGCUUUCUAUAAUCCAUAUUAGGUGAAAAUAAAAGGGUAACAGAAACCAUA
Molecule: messenger RNA, 2422 nt
Organism: Xenopus tropicalis (tropical clawed frog)
Lineage: Eukaryota; Metazoa; Chordata; Amphibia; Anura; Pipidae
Gene: aoc3
Product: amine oxidase, copper containing 3
Exons: 4
Coding region: 85-2364 (759 amino acids)
Biological process (GO): amine metabolic process
Cellular component (GO): plasma membrane
Molecular function (GO): copper ion binding; primary methylamine oxidase activity; quinone binding
Source: RefSeq, marked provisional